AAAAAAGUGAGAGAAGAAAAAAAAUUUGGAUUGGAGACAUUUGCACUCCCAAAGGGAUCCUCACCUUUUUUUCUAUGGCUGAUAGCUUCGAAUCUUGCUUUCCCUCGAGAAUCACGAGAUCCUCUUCUCCUUCUACCUCUUUCUCGUAGCUUUCCUCCUUCGUCUUCGUCUUCUCCUCUGUUUUUCUUUUUACCCGAAGCAAUUCGUUAAUCACAACUCAAUCUGGCUCUGAACAACAACAAUAAAGGGAAAAAAAAUGGCUGGUUCAUCGAGCAAGAGAUUUCCUCUCUACGCGAAGGAGUAUGAGCUGUUUGAAGAGGUAGGCGAAGGUGUUAGCGCCACUGUGUACAGAGCACGUUGCAUUGCUCUAAACGAGAAUGUCGCCAUUAAAAUCAUGGAUCUUGAGAAAUGCAGGAACGAUUUGGAAACAAUACGCAAGGAAGUUCACAUUAUGAGCUUAAUCGAUCAUCCGAAUCUCUUGAAAGCGCAUUGCUCUUUCAUCGACCGUAACAGCUUGUGGAUCGUGAUGCCUUACAUGUCAGGUGGAUCAUGCUUUCACCUGAUGAAAUCUGUGUAUCCAGAAGGUCUUGAGCAACCUAUAAUCGCUACUUUGUUAAGAGAAGUUCUCAAGGCUCUUGUUUAUCUCCAUAGACAAGGACACAUCCAUAGAGAUGUUAAGGCUGGGAACAUAUUGGUUCACUCAAGAGGUGUGGUUAAGCUUGGAGACUUUGGAGUUUCUGCAUGCAUGUUUGAUAGUGGUGAAAGGAUGCGUACGAGGAACACUUUCGUUGGAACUCCUUGCUGGAUGGCACCUGAGGUUAUGCAGCAAGUAGACGGAUAUGAUUUCAAAGCAGACAUAUGGUCGUUCGGCAUAACUGCAUUGGAGCUAGCUCAUGGUCAUGCCCCAUUUUCGAAAUAUCCACCUAUGAAGGUGCUAUUAAUGACAUUACAAAAUGCUCCCCCAAGACUUGACUAUGACAGAGAUAAGAAGUUCUCAAAGUCGUUUAGAGAGUUAAUCGCAGCUUGUUUAGUUAAAGAUCCCAAAAAGCGUCCAACUUCAGCAAAACUUCUGAAGCACCCGUUCUUCAAACAUGCUCGGUCUACAGAUUACUUGUCCCGUAAAAUUCUUCAUGGUCUUUCUCCACUUGGUGAACGUUUUAAAAAGCUGAAGGAAUCAGAGGCUGAGUUGUUUAAAGGUAUAAAUGGUGACAAAGAACAGUUAUCUCAGCACGAAUAUAUGCGAGGAAUAAGUGCUUGGAACUUUGAUCUUGAGGACUUGAGGAAGCAGGCAUCACUUAAUCCAGAUGAUGAAAUGCGCAGCUCAGAGAUUCAGGAACUGAACGGUAAUAUCGAGCUUGAUGUACCAAAAAGAAGGCCAAUGGUACAAAGGUCAAAGACUAUGUCUUUGGAGAUGUUCAAGAUAUCAGAUCAGGCAAGUGAUUUGAUGAGUGCGAGUCACAGUCUAACAAGUGGUGCAAUACUUCCUUCAUUUCAUCGCAGGUUCCUCCCGGCUAUUGGAUAUCAAGUGGCCAUCCUUUCUAAUGAAAACAAUGCAAGUUUCUCAAGCCAAGGAGCUGCAAAGACACUCCCUCUCGAAGAGCCACUUCGAGUAGAACCACUAGCGGAUACUAAGAAGACGCUCGUUCAUGAAGAGCCACAUCGAUUAGAACCAUUAGCGGAUUCCAAGAAGACGCUCGCUCUUGAAGAGCCACACCAAGUAGAACCACUAGCGGAUACGAAGCAAACGGAAAAAGAAGGAAGUGAGCAGGAGAAACCAAAAAAUGGAUACAGAGUUUGUCCUGUGAACCGUACGUCUUGCACUGAAAUCCUCCCAUUGUUACAGAGUCUCCUGGUUCAGAAUGACAUUCAGAGGGAGAAAGUACUCAGAUUAAUAAGAUUUUUUGAUCGAACUGCUGAAAAUGAAAAUCAAAUCUCAAAAACCCAAGGAGUGCAGUUAUAUCCAUCAAGGGAGACAGAAUUACAAUCUCAGGUUAAUUUUUUAGAGCAAAGUGUUGAGAUUCUUGUAGAGGAACUGAAGAGAAAACAAGAAAUAAAUAGUCAGCUAGAAGGACAGAUCAGAUCUCUAACAAGCAGCAACAAUAGCGUUCUUUAAGCUUAGCCACGCUCUUCUUUCGUCUCUUCCAAUUCUUUUGUGUAUUCAAUAAUUUAUUAUCAACCCUUAAUCAUGAUUUUGCAGAAUCACUCUUUUUUAGCCAUUAAUCCACAUAUUCAUUCCUAUAAUCAGAUCAUCAGGUGUAACAAAAGCAAACAAUGGGGGUCAUUGGACCAUUUAACAAGUCUAUAUAAAAGUGAUUUUUUUUACGAAAUCUGAUUGAUAAACCUUUACAUACGGUAACUAUAUAUUUUCCCCAUAAGCAAUAAAAGUAAAAAUGAAAGUCUAUUUUUUUUGGGUGAUUUUGAGUGAUUUCAAUUCAACAAUCUAUAUUAUAUAUACUAUAUACUAUGUGUGUAAACGUGUUUCAACCUACUCCAUUAUGCAUCAUCUCCAUCAGCUGCUGCUUAACUUUGGGCUGAUUUGGUAAAUCUCUGACGUCAAUUUAUCUGAUUCUUGAUUAUAUCUAAAAGAAGUUCGUCUCCAACCACUUCCCUCAUCUUCCUAACUAGCUCCUCUCUCCUCACCUUCCGAAAAUCAUCGUAAGUCGUCAAGAUCACAUUAAUUCUUGGAGGGUCGAGUGACUUUGAAAGUAUGGAUAUGAGUAGAGAGAGACUAACACAUGGAGACCUUGCUCUUCCCAAAACGACACCGCCUCUACGGAGACCUCUAAGAAGAGGAGAUCUGAAACUCACGACAUGGCUCGGGAGGAUAUAAGAGUUCAUGGAAGAGCUCCAUAUCACAUACUUUCUCGGAUUCUCAAGAUUAUCCACACCUGAAUCAAACUGGCUCGAGCUUGGGUACGAUUGCUUAGACCCAGAGCUGAUUUGCUCAGCUUUCCCAAGAAUCAAACGGCACAAGAGAAGAUGCUUAACCCCUUCCUCAUCAGAUUCAACAUCUACACCCGCAGCGAGUGAGUAUGUAUGAUGAAAAAGAUGGAUCCCGACGCCGUGAGAUCCGUCGUCGCUCUCGGAUCUGUUAACCUCGCGGCUGCUAAACCCGUACGAGACGAUGCCGUCGAUCUCCUCCUUCGAGCCGGAGUACCAUCCGUACCUCACGUUGGCGUCUCCGCCAUUUUUCCUCUUCAUGGCUUCCGUGAAGACGAUAGACGCCGCGAAUCUCGCCUUCGCCGUGACUCCCUGCGUCGAGUUCUUACGCACCGCGACGAUCGUGGUUUGGUUCGCGAAAGGACCCAUCCCGGAGAGGAAACAGUUCCUGACGGCGCCGUACUCGGGGUUUUCUUCGCUGAGAAGAACCGUCGAGUCUAGGGUUAAGUCUCCGGCGAGGUGAGGAGGAGACAGCCCGGAAUCGGCGUUAUCGGAGAAGGAAUCGAUGAUUUCUCCAUUAUCUAAACUGGUAAAAGACUCUUGGUCCUCGAUUUCCACCUGCGCCGCCAUUAUUAGAGAGAGAGAGGAGAGAAGGUUUCUUGGAGAAAGAGGUGAAGAAAAGUUUGUUUCAAUGGCGGUUUUGAUGAGCAUAUACAGUUAUAGGUGGGAGAGAAAGAGAGAGAGAGGGGUUUUAG
Thlaspi arvense is the source of this 3635-nucleotide messenger RNA. The record is from the annotation of a GenBank genome assembly. NCBI's taxonomy places the organism in Eukaryota, Viridiplantae, Streptophyta, Magnoliopsida, Brassicales, Brassicaceae.